CUAUGUAAACGGACGAUUUACGGUGUGCGCACCAAGCCUCUGGGAUAUAAGAGGGCGCGAGUCGCAUCAGCCCAGAGCCCCUUAGCCGUGGUCACGCAACGAGUUGCGACAUUUAGAACAGGUUUUUCCUUUCGUGGCCCCGCCUUGUUGAUUUGUUUUCUGCCUUGUAUUUGUUUCCUUUCCUUUCUUCUUUAUUCCCCACCACGUUUCGCGGCCACGAGCACGUCCUCUGGCCACUCCAGUUGGCUUCCGCCAGCCGUGCGUUACACGUAUCCGCAAAAAGGAUAGACACGAUUCAAAGGACAUGCAAGAACCAGCGACUGCCGAAAUGGCAAAAUAUGCUUCGCACAACGAGUCCGCACCGUUCAAGGACUACUGGAACUACCUCUUCGUGGAGCUAGCAGACCCCAGGACGAACGACUGGCCUCUCCUGACGUCGCCGAUCCCGGGCCUGUCCAUCAUGGCAGCGUACCUCAUCUUCGUCAACUACCUCGGACCGUGGUACAUGGCAGACAGAAAACCUUUCAACCUCCACAAGACUCUCGUCAUCUACAACGCCCUUCAGGUCUGCGUUUCGGUCUUCUUAGUAUACGAGGCCCUUGACGCUAUUUGGCUCACGAAAUACAGUUAUUUCCGCUGCGAGCCGGUCGACUGGUCAGUGACGCCCGAGACGAUGAGGAUUGCCCGCGGCUUCUACAUCUACUUCCUCGCCAAGAUAUCUGAGCUUCUCGACACGGUUUUCUUCGUCCUGAGGAAAAAGCAGAAGCAGAUAACCUUUCUCCACCUCUACCAUCACACGACUAUGCCGAUGAUAACGUGGGGCGCGGUCAAAUACUACCCUGGUGGCCACGGAUCCUUUAUUGGCCUCAUAAACAGCUUCGUUCACAUCAUCAUGUACUCUUAUUAUAUGCUCGCCGCCAUGGGGCCGGGCCUGCAGAAGUACCUCUGGUGGAAGAAGUACCUCACGACGCUUCAGCUGAUCCAGUUCUGCCUGACUUUCUACCACUUCCUCCAACUGCUCUGGAGCGACUGCGACUACCCCAAAUGGUCGGUCGUCAUCGUCCUCCCCAACGCCAUCUUCUUCUACUACCUCUUCAACGACUUCUACAAGAAGACCUACGUCGGCGAGGAGAGGUCGGACAAAAGGCUGAACGGAUCCGCCGUCUCCAACGGAAAAAAGCGCGAUUAACGUCAAUAACACACGCAAAUAGACAAAACAAUAAAACGACUUUUCAACGAAUAAUUUUCAAACGAUUUCAACAAAAAAACACGCAUAUCAUUUGAUUCUAUUAAUUUUGUAAAGUCAAAGAGGAUCCUGUGAGCUCCGACCACCAAAUCGUGCAAAGGAAACACCGGCCGGAUCUGUGUUCAUCUGUGAUAUGAAAUAUAACUCAAUACUACCGAAGGUGUCUUAAAAAUUAAUUUCUUUUCUACAAAAAUAAAAACGCGCGAUCGUUCCCAUAACACCGGGAGUUAUAAUGACGUCGUUAACUUAGGAGUGUGGGCUGGCGUGGCGUCUUUACAAGUGGUGGAAGGGAGUGAUGCGGGGCUCAGAUCUGUGACGUCAUUCGGUUGCCGUGACAUCAUUUCAAGUGCAGGGAGGAAUGCACUCAACUCUGAGCCGCCAUUCAGCGUUAAUCUGUCCCCUCACCUUUUUACAUCUAACCAUUUAUAAUUGGAUGGAGAACUCGCCCCACUUUUCAACCCAACAUAGCGUUUAUGUCGUCAUUGGCAGUUUCUAAACCUUCACCACUCUAUAGCUACUGACAUCAUUCGGUGGUCAUAGAGUAGCGAGGGGGGGCCAAGUCGUGAGUACCUUAAGGCGAUGGAACAAAACUAAAAAUUGCUCAUUUUCUAUCCGGGUCUUGUGUGAGACAUGACAAUAUAUAUUUUUUUAAAUUAAGUUUAAAAAAAAUAUUUUAAAGCAGGUUUUGAAAUUCCUUAAGACUCAUUUCAAUUUGGGUGAAGAAAGUCUUCCAAUAUUUUACUUAGUGUGAAUAGUGUGUAUUUUUAUUGUUAGUGUUUUUAUUACAUAUAUAUAAUUUUUUUUGUAAUUUUUUACAUUAAUUUUUUCCAACCCUGGGGACGUUGCGCGCGUUCAGCUAAGGCCGGUUUUCGCCGCUCGCAGGAUCCUCGUCGCGCUCACCGUAAAUGACGUCAUAGUAGGAGUGCCCUCACUUCUCGCCACUGUGUGACCUCAACUUUGAAUUGGGGAGAGAUGGCGUUAUCAGCGAUUGGUCGCCCCCCACUCGCGACAGCUGGCGUCAUUCGACGGUUUAAGUAUGGGAGAACGCGCAUUAUAGUUAUCAGCGUUAGAAUUGUUUUUAUUGUUUGUAUUUGUUAUUUUUGGAGGAGAAAAAUUCAAAUAAUCAAAUUGUUAUCUUUAAAAAUUGUGUAAAAUAUUUAAACAGGCUUUGGUGCGUUUUUUUAUUGUGUAAUUAUUUUGUUAUUAAUAUAUGUAUAUGUGUAUGUUUAAACACACAAAAAAAAGACAAAACGUAGUGUUUAGUGUAUUUUGUUGAUAAAAUAGCAGCUUUAAAAAUUAGAAUUUUUUUCGAAAAAAUGGUUAGAGAUAAGGGGUAUCUUGUAACCGCAAUACAAUUUGACGUCAGAGACUGAAACGAGCAUAACAACCUGACGUCCCGGGCCUUACAACUGACGUCAUGAGCCUUACAUUUGACGUCACAGACGUUCUUUCUGACAUCACGAGCAUAACAAUCUGACGUCACUAGCCUUAAAAUCCGACGUCCCACACCAGAUCCCCACCCCUCGGCGCAAAUUAAAAAUAUAGAAAUAUUGUCAAUUAAUAAAAAUAAUUACAAAAACUCGAAAAUAAAUAUAAAAUAAUUUUAAAAAGACCCCGUGUCUUUCGGCUGAUUUCGGUGCACUUGGAGGGUUCACGAAGGCCGCCACCCCAGCUCAGGAAGUACUGUGAUAAUCGGCGAGGCCGGGCGGACCCCAUUCUUGGCACAGUUGGCGUAUAUUUUUCGAGUCUUCCAACGAUGUUUUUUUUUUUUUUCUUUCACUCAGCCUUUGUAAAUACAAAGCACGGUUCAAAUGACGGCCAUAGUUGUACAACGAUCAAAGUUUUUUUUCUAUUCCUUUCUUCUUUUUUUUUCUUUUUUUUUGUAAUGACAUUUAGUGAUUGAUAUGUACAUUGUAUGCAUGAAUAAACAAAAAUUUGUAAGUAAA
Cimex lectularius (bed bug) is the source of this 3192-nucleotide messenger RNA. RefSeq names its product elongation of very long chain fatty acids protein AAEL008004-like. The coding region runs from base 305 to 1189 and encodes 294 amino acids. Gene Ontology annotation, biological process: fatty acid elongation, saturated fatty acid; sphingolipid biosynthetic process; very long-chain fatty acid biosynthetic process. Gene Ontology annotation, molecular function: fatty acid elongase activity. The transcript is spliced from 7 exons. Lineage: Eukaryota; Metazoa; Arthropoda; Insecta; Hemiptera; Cimicidae. The record is from RefSeq and is a predicted model, not a curated record. Gene Ontology annotation, cellular component: endoplasmic reticulum membrane.